This is a messenger RNA of Vicia faba (fava bean), 876 nucleotides long. NCBI's taxonomy places the organism in Eukaryota, Viridiplantae, Streptophyta, Magnoliopsida, Fabales, Fabaceae. The record is from the annotation of a GenBank genome assembly.
AUGAGAGACCUAGUUUCAUGUUUGAGUGAAAACUCAAUAAACGUUUCAAAUCCUUCAUGUUCCAGCUACUCUAACAACCAAUGUAUCACACCAAGCACUCAUUCACUUUCAAGUUCAACCCAAACCUCAGUUUCAUGUAUUUACAAACUAGUCCUCUCAACCUCGAAACAAAUUGUAGUCACCGUCACAUGGUGCAGAAAUCAUUCGAAUCAAGGACUCACCAUAUCCUUCAACAACCAAGAUCCAUCCAUCAACACAAACUCACGCUUCUUCCGCAAGAAAAAAGGCAGCAAACUCAUCGAUUUCCACGAUUCCAAGGUAACUAUUCUAUGGGAUCUGUCAAACGCAAGAUACGAAACGUCGACAUCGCCGGAGCCGCUUCAGUUCUACUACGUCGUGGUGGUUGUAGACUCCGAACUCGGUUUAAUCCUCGGAGAUUCAGAAACCAUAGCUACAAAAAUGAAGGAUAGCAUUCCAAUGGCGAAGGUUUCGCUCUUGUCACGUAGAGAAUAUUGUUCCUCAGCUUGGAGAAACAAAGGGAAUCAGACCAUUUUUGUCGAUGGUUUGUUGGUUGAUUUGCUUUGGGAUGUUCAUGAUUGGUUCUUCAAUUCGAGUUCGGGUUCGAGUUCGAGUUCUGGUGUUUUUAUGUUUAGGACAAGGAGUGGUUUGGAUAGUAGAUUGUGGUUGGAAGAGAAGAAUUCUCACAAAGAUAAAGAUAGAAUUGAGUUCUCAUUCUUCAUCUAUGCAAGUACCUUGACAUGUGUUUAUGACUCCAUGGCCCCUCCAUUUUCAACUUCACUCAUACUCAUACAAUACAAAUUAUUACCAGCUACUUUGUGGGUGCAUGUGCUUUACAUGCAUAUCCUAAAUAAAUAG